AUGUGGGAGCUUGCGUCAGGAAUUUCACCAUUUUACGGGAGGGAACAUGAUACUCAACUCAUGUUAAGCAUUUACAAGGGUGAACGUCCUGGGAUCAUUCAAAAAACUCCACAGUGUUAUGUUGACCUAAUGAAAGCAUGCUGGGAUUCCGACCCUUCUGAAAGGCCAACUGCAACAGAAAUUUCUACAAUUGUUCAAAAUUGGAUAUAUUAUACUUUGAAGUAUUAUGAGGCGGAAAAAAAGAAUGUUACGGAUACUAUUAAUGACCCACUAGGUCUUAAUUCUAAUUUCGUGGAUAAUAAAUCUCCAGAUGAUGAGUCCAUAUAUUUAAAAGAAAAGGAUGUUACGGAUAUUAACGGCGUGCAGGAAUUUCUUCUCACAGGCAAUGCCAAACCAGGACAUCUUUCUAAUGUCGUGGACAAAUAUCCAGGUGUUACGGAUAUUAAUGGCAGGCAGGAAUUUCCUUCAGUCAGCUCACCAAGGGUUUAUAAAGUCGUGAACAAAUUUCAAGAAAAAGACUUACCACAUUUAAUGCAACUCAAGGAAGAUGCGUCCCCAUCCCAAAAGAAAUCUAAACACGAUUCGAUUGAUUCGAUUAGUGCUAGGUCUGAUACUAAUGGAAAGGGUCGCCAUAACAAACUUGCGAUUGAAAAUCCGUACUCCUGUAAUAUUUGCGGCAGUAGGUCAUCAUCGAAAGGUAUGACAUUAACAAGUACAACUGAGUUAUGCUAUAACUAUUCCUCAAGAGCAUCACUUAAAAUUCCGAAUUGCUUUCAAAAUAUUUCAGAAUAUAAGAAGGGUUGGGAGUAUCUUGACAUUACGCUUGUUUGGUAUUUUGGUUAUAGGAAGUACUUAUGGUUUUAUUGGAUGAAGAACGGAGUAUACUUUAUCGCUAUUAAAAUCAAUUCACAAAAGUUAACAAUACCGAUAACUACUCAUUCUAAAAUGGAUGAUUAG
Funneliformis geosporum is the source of this 957-nucleotide messenger RNA. Lineage: Eukaryota; Fungi; Glomeromycota; Glomeromycetes; Glomerales; Glomeraceae. The record is from the annotation of a GenBank genome assembly.